AUGUGUUCAAUUUCCCCUCGCUUCAUUUCCAUCCGUUUUGGUUCACUUUGCUUUUUUUUUUCUUUGUUAUGUAUAGGUACCGCCUUUAAGUGUUUUUGUGUUUGGGUGCACGGCCAUCCUGUGCGAUCUGCGAGUUGUUUCUGUUGCAUCCGGAGGAUGACCGCGCAUUUCAGAUUGUUAUAUUCAUCUUUGCUUGUAUCUCUCUCUCCCUCUCAAACACGUAAAUACAUGUAUGCCUCCCCCUUUAUUAAGAUUGUUUUAUUCGUUUCACUGUUACUCUUCCUGUCCGAAUACGGUAACUUUAAACUUCUCUUUUUUUUUUCUCAAGAAAGUUCAUUUUAUGACGCGACAGUGAGACGGGUACUCAAACUCUCACAGGUGUGUGCAUUUAACAUAGGGUUAUUUUAUAUUGUUAUGGCGUUUAUGUGGUAA
This is a messenger RNA of Trypanosoma brucei brucei TREU927, 432 nucleotides long. RefSeq lists its product as hypothetical. NCBI's taxonomy places the organism in Eukaryota, Euglenozoa, Kinetoplastea, Trypanosomatida, Trypanosomatidae. Bases 1 to 432 code for a protein of 143 amino acids. The record is from RefSeq and is a predicted model, not a curated record. The transcript has a single exon.